GGGGAGGUCAGGUUUAAACAUGCACAUGGGCUCGGAAGUUGUCUGAAACUGCUCCUCAUACCAUCUUUCGCUUUUUUGUGUACUUUUCUGUAUAAUGUCAUCAGUAGAGAUCAUAGAGGAUCUACACCACCUCCCGCCGCUACCUCGUUCAGCAUCGAACCCUAAACCGAAAGGGAUUUUGAAGAACGCAGCACCUGCGGCGUCUGGGCAGCAGCAGCACAGUUUACAGUGGGAUGAAGAGAAUUUAGCUUUGACAGAAAUUCAGAAGGAUAGUUUGAUGAAGAUUACGGAGCCAAAGACGCCCUAUGUGAGAUAUAACGCUGAGACGGAUGAGAUUGAAGGAGAUAUCCCUUCGCUAGAUCUUGGUGGACGAUUUCACUCUUCGCCGGUCUCGCCUGUGCGAACCAUAUCACCUACAGGUGCAGAUACGUCUGGACCCUCGUCACGUCGGACAUCAAUUUCAAGCGCAGGUAGACCAUCUGCGUCUACUACAUCAGGCCGAUCAGGCAGUGCCAACUCGAGUAGGAGCACUAGUUUCAAUCUACCGAACGAGGCGAGGGGGGAGAUAAGGGCGCUCAAGGGCGACCCUGGAGAAGAAGUAGAGAUGGAUGAGGAGAUGGACGAGGAAGCCGCCGCUAAGCACGCUGCUUUUGUUCGUGCUCGAGGAAGACAUUACUCCAAUGAAGCCGAAGCUAUGAAAAUGGCCUCGAAGCUCAUGGAGUCGGAAGACGAUGUCGAAGAUGGCGAUCCUGAUUUUACCGAUGCCGAUGGUGAUGAGUCCAUGGAGGGACCUGUCGUCAAUGGUGUUGCUCACGGCGCGUGAAUAUACGCUCAGCGAGAACAGCGUUUGCAUGAUGCGACAGGAACAGAACCCAUGAGCAGGAAGGUAGAUGAAUGGUUGUGUUUUUUUACUGUAUCCAUCUUAGUGGACGUUUUGACGUCGUACUGUGCAUAGUAUUUAUGCCCUGGUUGUACUUGUAUAGUUCGUAAGAUUUUGUACUGGCUACUUUUACUUCUUUGCCAUUCUAUGUUUUCUGUCUGAGUCACGUGUUUCGCGCGACACGCGCUAUCGAUCGGACCUGCUUCAAAAUUUUAG
Serpula lacrymans var. lacrymans S7.9 is the source of this 1096-nucleotide messenger RNA. RefSeq lists its product as uncharacterized. NCBI's taxonomy places the organism in Eukaryota, Fungi, Basidiomycota, Agaricomycetes, Boletales, Serpulaceae. The coding region runs from base 95 to 823 and encodes 242 amino acids. The transcript has 5 exons. Gene Ontology annotation, biological process: regulation of signal transduction. Gene Ontology annotation, molecular function: protein phosphatase inhibitor activity. The record is from RefSeq and is a predicted model, not a curated record.